AAUGACGAUUUGCGCAUGCCCAAGCCGACUCCACUUUUACAUAACAAGAUGGCGGCGCCCUGUAGGAAGCUUGCGAGGUCGGUGAUGUUUAAAGGUUUGUGUCAGAUUCCAGGCCGGUCAUUAUGGACACAGAGGUGCCCGGUCAAGUUACAGGCUCUGAGGUGCAUUCCUCCCCGGUGUCUCACCCGACUCUACCAGCCACUGACCACCACCAGGUCAACACUGAUCAGCACCAAAACAGAACAGCCGAGAAGCACCGAUCAGCAGAAAACGACUGACACGCAGAAAGAGCAAAAGAAAGAGACUGAGGAGGAAGAGGAGGAGCAGGGACCAGCGUACAUCCCCACGAGAAAGGCCAAGAACCCCAUGAUGAAGAUCGGAUAUGCCUGGAUGAUAGGUCUCCCUGCAGGAAUAAUAGGGUUCAUCCUGACCAAGAGAGAGGUGGAUAAGAACCGCCUGAAGCAGCUGAGGAUUCGCCAGCGGAUGAACCGGUCCAAUGAAGGAGAAUACGAGGGCAGUCGCUACCGCAACCACAGACUGGACUGAUCCCAACUCCAUUGAGAAGAUGUGUGUGUGCGUGCUUGAGUGAAUGUGUGUGUGUGCUUGAGUGAAUGUGUGUGCGUGUGUGUAUGUGUGUGUUCACUGCCUCUUCUGCCGUUGGACUGACGAAGCCUUAAAAAGAGACUGAUGUAUACGGAUUGGAAACAGUUGUUGAGAGACACCCAUACUACUUUGCUCGGUGUUCGCACCUACAAGAAUGUACAUGAAUCGACUGUGAACAAGUCCAUGAUGAUCGCACAAGACUGUCUGCGUGGAUCAGUAUAGGAUCCAGAGUUCUUCCUAUGUCAUGCCCUUUGUCGGGAGAAACGCUGGCCAUGUCACUCUGCUACGUUCAACAGGCAUUUUCUUUCCUGAUUUUUCAAAACAUGCAUCAGUCAGUACACCCUGCAAACUGUGUUCCCAUAUGAUUUCUCUCAACAGUCAAUCGUUUUACAUCAAUAGUCUAAAACGUCCAUUCUUCUCAUGUGGUAGAAUAGAAGCUUGUCUUUUAAUGCUUUGAAGGUGUGAAUUUGGGCCUUUUCUCAGUGUUCUGCUAUGUCAUCGAAUGUUUUGUUCUGAGGGUUCUAAACACAUUUGAGCCUAGAACUGUAUGUUCAAGCCAGUACAUGAGAAUUAGGCUAAACAUUUCACAAUGCUAUAAUAGGUACCCUGUAUGUGGUAUCAUGUACAUCAGAAACAGACAUUGCAUUUACGUAAAAAGGAAUUUACAUCUGUAAGAUGGCACCACUAAGACGAGACCACUACCUAACGGCGUAUCAAAAUCAAACCAAUCGUCGUUACCUAUGUUUAAAUCAUAGAAAAGCAUCAGACAUGCAGAGUAAAAAGAAAUACAAAAAUAACAGCGGAUAACUUAUCCAGAGUGGGUGGAGGAGGUGAGGCCAGACAGGGUAGUCAUCUGCUCUUACUCCUGAUGAGCUUAAAUUCAUGUGUCUCAGAGCAGACAGUAUGUAUUGUAUGAAGUUUUGCAGUUCUUGUAUAGGGUGAAACAGAUGGGGAGGGGGGGAUUUGUGCUGUUCCCUCUGGGUACCAGCUCAUGUGGGAGUAGAGGGGAAUGAGGAAGUGGAUAUUAUUGCCAAUCAGGCUCGUAAACAUCCUGAUGUUGAGCUGGAAUUGUCAAUUGGUAAAGCGGAAUGGAUGAAUAAGAACAGUGGUUAAAAGUGGCAAUAGUUGUGGAACAGGGAGAGUAAGGGAAGACACCUGUAUAAGAGUUGUGGAACAGGGAGAGUAAGGGAAGACACCUGUAUAGGAGUUGUGGAACAGGGAGAGUAAGGGAAGACACCUGUAUAAGAGUUGUGGAACAGGGAGAGUAAGGAAAGACACCUGUAUAAGAGUUGUGGAACAGGGAGAGUAAAGGAAGACAGACACCUGUAUGAGAUCCAAGUGGGGGCAGGGAGGUCCUCAGGCCGAGAGAGAAGGGAGGAAAGUGUAGUCACAUGGCUGAGACUGGGACAUACAAGGCUAAAUAGUGCAUUGAAAGUGGUGGUGAACCAUCCGACUGGGAGGUGUGAUCAUUGUCAGGAAGGAGACGGAGACAGUGCAACACGUUCUAUUUCAGUGCCAGAAAUAUGUGAAAGGGAGCGAUUGCCAUUAGAUUUGAGGAGUAACAGAGGGGUAUAAGAGCCUUCAUUGUCUCUGGUCCACACUCCAGUCCAGUUGGUGCCGGUAAUGCACCUUAAAGUUGGUUGCCGGCCGCCAUAUAAAUUCCACAGAAGAAGAAGUAAAAAUAAAAACCUGUCUCUACUUUGACGUUUCCUCUUUA
Molecule: messenger RNA, 2320 nt
Organism: Oncorhynchus mykiss (rainbow trout)
Lineage: Eukaryota; Metazoa; Chordata; Actinopteri; Salmoniformes; Salmonidae
Product: DUF4748 domain-containing protein
Source: RefSeq, a predicted model, not a curated record